Molecule: messenger RNA, 405 nt
Organism: Cryphonectria parasitica EP155
Lineage: Eukaryota; Fungi; Ascomycota; Sordariomycetes; Diaporthales; Cryphonectriaceae
Exons: 2
Biological process (GO): tRNA 5'-leader removal
Cellular component (GO): ribonuclease P complex
Molecular function (GO): ribonuclease P RNA binding
Source: RefSeq, a predicted model, not a curated record
AUGGUUCGAGUCAAGGAGCGUUAUCUUCUCAUCAAUAUCCUCUAUCCAGAGGGCGCUCGCGAUCCGUCCAGAUCAAACCUGCCUGACAUUCUGAUCUACAACCAACCGACUACAGAUGCAUUCACGGCCCGGACAUUCAUGCACGCUAUCAAGGCGGAGAUCACAACCUUCUUUGGAGACUAUGGCGCUGGAGCCGUUGAGCGUACUAUGAGAAUCAAGUACCUGUCGAACGCCACAUCGACGUGCAUCCUGCAGUGCUCUCGGGACCACUACCGGCUGGUCUGGGCAGCUCUGACCAUGAUGGACCGGGUGCCGACCAAGCGUGGCCCCGGCAGUCCAUGUGUCUUUCAGGUAGUGCGUGUAAGCGGGACUAUCAAGAAGGUUGAGCAGGAAGCCGUCCGCAGG